This is a messenger RNA of Cannabis sativa, 3300 nucleotides long. RefSeq lists its product as uncharacterized. Bases 1 to 3300 code for a protein of 1099 amino acids. The transcript is spliced from 2 exons. The record is from RefSeq and is a predicted model, not a curated record. Lineage: Eukaryota; Viridiplantae; Streptophyta; Magnoliopsida; Rosales; Cannabaceae.
AUGGAUAGAGAUUGGAUGAAAAAGAAUAGAUUGUCAAAAGAGUAUGAAGAUGGAGUUAACUAUUUCAUGAAUUUCGCCAUGCAAAAUGAAAAGGAUCCUACUAUGAUAUCUUGCCCAUGUAUGAAGUGUGGAAAUUUAAAAAAAUUGAAGGUUGUAGAUGUAAGAGGACACUUAUACAUAAAUGGUAUCGACCAAACUUACCAAAAAUGGAUAUGGCAUGGUGAGAGUGUGUCUCAACCAUCAUUUCCAAAAAGAGCUCGCAAAGAGGAUGUAUCAGAUAGGAAUUUUCACAUUGAUAUGGUUAACGAUCUAGAAGAAGAGUUUGCAGAUCGCCCGGAUGAAUUCGUAAGAAUAAUUGAAGAAUCAGAAAAAUCCAUUUAUACUGGGUCCAAGGUUAGCAAAAUGUCAUUUUUGGUUAAGAUGUAUAAUAUAAAGGCUAGGAAUGGAUUGAGUGAUAAUGGAUUUUCACAAUUACUUUCUUACUUAAGCGAUAUUUUUCCUGAAGGAAAUAAUAUCCCAAGUAGUACUUAUGAGGCAAAGAAGAUUUUGCGGUCAUUAGGCAUGGAGUAUGAAAAGAUACAUGCAUGUCCUAAUGAUUGCAUAUUAUUUAGGAAUGAGUUUGUGUUGGCUAAGCAUUGCCCUGUUUGUAAGUGCUCUAGAUGGAAGUUGAAUGAUAAUGGCAAGGAGAAGGAGGGGAUUCCUGCCAAAUUAUUGUGGUAUAUACCACCAAUUCCUAGGUUUAAGCGUUUAUUUCGCAAUACUGAACAUGCAAAAAGUUUGGUAUGGCAUGACGAUAAGAGAAUUAAGGAUGGAAAAAUGCGUCAUCCGGCUGAUUCUCCAUCUUGGAAAAAUAUUGAUGACAUGUAUCCCAAAAUAGCUUCAGACCCUAGAAAUCUUCGACUAGGCCUUUCUGCGGAUGGUAUCAAUCCUCAUAGUUCCAUGAGUAGCAACUACAGUUGUUGGCCAGUCAAUCUUGUUAUUUAUAAUCUUCCUCCUUGGUUAUGCAUGAAACGUAAAUUUGUCAUGUUGUCAUUAUUAAUUUCUGGGCCUAAGCAACCUGGAAAUGAUAUUGACGUGUAUUUGGCACCACUGGUGGAUGAUUUAAAACAAUUAUGGGAAGGAAUUGAAUGCUAUGAUGUAAGAAAAGAUGAAACUUUUACUUUGCGAGGAGUUUUAUUGUGGACAAUCAAUGAUUUUCCAGCAUAUGGUAAUCUGUCUGGGCAUUGUGUCAAGGGAUAUAAAGCAUGUCCUAUUUGCUCAGAACAGACAUAUGGUGUUAGAUUAACACACUGUAAAAAAGUUGUGUACAUGGGCCAUAGACGAUUUCUACAACCUACUCAUCCAUUUCGUAGGUACUCAAAGGAAUUUGAUGGUACAAUUGAAGAUAGAAUUGCUCCCACUCCCAUGACUGGUAUAGAAGUUUUUGACAAAGUUAGUCAGUUGGUGAAUCGAUUUGGGAAGAUUCCCCCAAAUACAAAAGAUAAAGAAAAAGUGAAACAAAAAGGAAAAGGAAAUAAAGGGAAAGGCAAAGGCAAAGGCAAAAAGAAGAAAGUUGUAAAAGUCAAAAGAGUUUCAAAAGCUAAGAACAAGAUUGAAGAUGCUUGUUGGAAGAAGAGAUCUAUUUUUUUUGAGUUGGAGUACUGGAAACAUCUCUUAUUGCGACACAAUCUUAAUGUCAUGCACAUUGAGAAAAAUAUUUGUGAAAGUAUAAUUGGAACCUUACUUAAUAUUCCAGGAAAGACAAAAGAUAGUUUUUCAUCACGACUAGAUCUGUUAGAAAUGGGAAUUAGAACAGAUUUAGCUCCUCGUGUUAAAGUGGGAGAAAAGAGAAAGUUAUUACCAGCAGCUUGUUACAACCUUACAAAGGAAGAAAAACAUCAAGUUUGUGAGUCGUUGGCCAAUGUGAAAGUCCCAUAUGGUUAUUCAUCAAAUAUUCGCAACUUGGUUUCAAUGAAAGAUUUAAGACUUAUUGGGCUUAAAUCGCAUGAUUGUCAUGCUUUAAUGCAACAAUUGCUCCCUAUUGCUAUUCGAGGAAUUUCUCAAACUCAUGUUAAAUCUGCAAUCAUCAGGCUUUGUAUGUUUUUUAAUGCAAUUUGUUCAAAAACUAUUGAUGUAUCGUCUCUAAAGCCAUUGCAGAAAGAAAUUGAGUUAACACUGUGUUUGCUUGAACAAUUUUUUCCUCCAUCAUUUUUUGAUGUAAUGGUUCACUUAACUGUUCAUUUAGUUAGGGAAGUUGAGUUAGGUGGGCCUGUGUAUAUGAGGUGGAUGUAUGGAUUUGAAAGAUACAUGAAGAUAUUAAAGGGAUAUGUUCGAAAUCGAAGUAAACCUGAAGGUUGUAUUGUUGAAUGCUACAUUGCAGAAGAAGCUAUAGAGUUUUGCUCUGAAUAUGUUGGUAAUGUUGAGCCAAUUGGUAUCCCAAAAUCACUAUUUGAUAUAAACAAUGUAUCUAGUGAAGGAGUUGGUGCUGGAAUUGCUACAUUUACAACCAACGAAGAAAUAAGUUUGGCUCACAUAAAUGUGUUGGAGAACACAUCAGUGGUGCAACCUUAUAUCAAUGAACAUCUUGAACACUUGAGAAGUGUAAACACAUCAAGACGGGAUAAGUGGAUACAAGAUGAACAUCAUAAAACUUUUGGGCAUUGGUUAAAACAGAAAGUAGAAGGAGAGCUAUCAUGCGGAACAGUUUCAGAAGAAUUAAAAUGGAUCGCUAGAGGGCCGAAAAAUAUGCCAAUAAAGUAUGAGGGCUAUGUGGUUAAUGGGCGUCGUUUUAACACUAAGACUCGAGAUGAUGUUCGAGUUAAUCAGAAUAGUGGAGUGUCUAUUGUUGCACAAACAAUGAUGGUUUCUAGUUCUAAAGACAAAAGACCCAUUUACGGAGAUAUGUCUUUUUAUGGAACAAUCAAUGAAAUUUGGGAGCUUGAUUACACUAGAUUUCGAGUGGCAGUUUUUAAGUGUGAUUGGGUUGACAGCAACAACGGAUUCAAAGAAGACAAAAUGGGUUUUAAACUUGUGAAUUUGAAGAAAAUAGGCCAUAAAGAAGAUCCUUUCAUUUUAGCAUCUCAAGCAAAACAAGUGUUUUACAUAAAUGACCCCAUAGACGCUAGUUGGUCUGUUGUAGUCUCUGCUGAACCUAGAAACAUGAGAACAAAUAAUGAUUUAAUUGUAGAGGUUGAAGAUGUUGAGGAACUUCAAUUAACUGACAAAUCAUUAAUUGAUCUUGAUGGCUUCGAUUCAAGAGAAGCAACAAUAGGAUCUUAUUAUCGAAAUGAUAUGGAUGGCAUAUGGAUUGAAACUACAUAA